This is a messenger RNA of Lactuca saligna, 321 nucleotides long. The record is from the annotation of a GenBank genome assembly. Lineage: Eukaryota; Viridiplantae; Streptophyta; Magnoliopsida; Asterales; Asteraceae.
AUGGAUCAAGAGGGAAUCAAUGUGGGUGGGGGCAAUGAAAAGGAUUUGGAGUUGGAGAUUAUAAAUCAGGAGGGUAUGGAUACAGAGGGAAUCAUUGAAGAGGGUAUGGGUAUAGAGGGCAUAGGUGAGGAGGUCAAGGAACAAGAAGGUAAGGAUCAAAAGAGCAUAAAUCAGGAGGGAAUCAAUGCGAAUGGCAUGAAUCAGGAUAGAAUGGGUGUACAAGGGAUGGAUCAGGAGGGAAUCAAUGAGAAUGACAUGGAUGUACAGGAGAUAGAGCAGGAAGGCCUGGUUAUGGAGGACAUGGCAGGAGGCCAAAACUGA